AUGGUAGCGUCUUACGCUCCAUCGACGCUGGCCGCCUACUUAUCGAAGUGGCGACACUGGCUCAGGUUUGCAUCGGCCUGCGAUGCCAACCCUUACGAUCCUUCCAUUGAUCUUCUCCUGGAUUUUUUGGCUACUAAUUCCAGGGGCAAAUUGCAAACCGCGACCACAUGGAUCAAAUCCUUGAGAUUCAUCUCCCGGAAGGCGCAACUGGACUCGCUGCGUUCGGCUCUGCGUUCGGACCUCGUUUCAGCUUACGGCAGAUCUGGCUCCAUUGUGGAACGCAGAGAGAGUGCGCCUUUGCCCCUCAGUUUUGUCAUAUUCCUCGAGCGCCGGGUUCUGGAUACAUCCCUUUCUUCUCAGCAGCGGAUCAUUGCAGGGGCUUUUCUGCUCUGCAUCUUUGCAUCCCUCCGAUUCUCGGAUGCAUUAUGGUGUCCACCAGGGCGCUUGUCCAUCACGGGGGAGUGUCUUUUGGGCGUGUGCCUCAAAACGAAAACCACCCGGCGGGCGAUGCCAUUUGGGGUCUCAUUGCAAGCCACCGCGAUGCUGCAUCCCAACUUCACACCGGAUUUCGUUCUGGCCAGGCAUUGUACUCCUUCGGCAGCUCUUCUCUACUUGCUAUUCACAGUCACGUUCUUAAGCUAUGGGCGGCAACUUCUCAUCCGCGAAGAUCUUCAGCGCCAGCAAGGACAUCACCGUUCUUCUCUGGCCGGCAUGUCAGACCUCUAUGGUCGUGACGAUGUGGCCGGUCCAUUGGAGUUUCAGCGCCAGGUUGUUGGGGCUGUCCUCGAAGGUUUUCGUCCCCGCCGUCCUCGUCUGCGUGGAGGGCUCCCUCCCACGGUGGACGUCGAGGUUGCUCUGCCUUGUGUUCCAGGUGCAUCGGACAUGCCACCCGUCGGCUCCAACCCGGUGCCUCCGGCUGAGCAUGAUACAUCCAGCGAGUCAGAGGUUGAGGAUACACGAUCGGCUUCCCCGAUUCCAUUGCCUCCGCCCACUCAGGAGUUGCCGGAAUCUGUUACGGAAGCAUUGUCUAUGACAAUGGAGCCUAUUCCUCAGGAUGCUUCAUCUUCCUCUGGCGCGGCUGAGGAGUGGACUGAUGUCCAGGGUCACGCCGACGAAUUCUUCUUUCUUCUGAAUGGUGUCAAGGUGCCGCGCCUCAAGCUUUCAUUGCGUGCAGGCUGCAGUGUUCGUGGUGUGGACGUCUUGCUUGCAUCUAGGUCCCUGUGCCCUUAUGGCCAGCCCCCGCCGCAGAUUGGCUACCUGUCGUUCGAAUUCGAGAUCACUAUUUGGGAGGCCGCCUGGGGCAGCAUUGCCUUUACCCUUAACCAUCGUGUCCUGCUUUUCUCUAAUCAGCAGAUUUGGCUUGCCCCUGAUGAGGGCUUCAUGGGCUCACUGCCUAAGCGCAUUUGCCCUGAAACAUUUCAUUUUCUCAGGGGCACGCUGCACUCCACGUGUUGCGGGUUGGCUGAACUGCAUUGCCCGUACCGCAGCCUUUUCUUGCUUUUUACGCACGUGCAGUUCCAUCUUGCCCUCGCUUGGUCUCUCCCAAGCAUCAUGGCGGCUCCCCCUCGUCACGAUGACCCGGCUUACUUUCAGAAGAGAUGCGAGGACAUGUCUCUUCCGGCCGGUUUGUUGGAUACAUUGGUCGACAAAGGCUUCAACUCCAUGGCGUUGCUUGCCUUUGCCGUGCCCGACUCCGACUCCCUCGAGCACUUCAUCGUGUCCAUUGUGGGUCGCCCUCUUGGGUCUGAUCCAUCGGCGCCUCUGCUCACGGCAGAUGCUGCUGCUCUUCGGCGAUUAUACCACCUCUGCAAAACCGAGUGUGCCGGGGUUGGCCCCUCUGCUCCCGCCUCCAUCGUGCCAGCUGCCUCCGGCAAGAAAUCGCUGUCUAAGGAGGAGAUAGCGGAGUUGAUGCAAAAAUUCAUGAAGGCUUAUCCAUCAGAACUUGUUCGGGCGGAUAUUAUGCCUUCAUCUCCUUUUCUCAUGAUUGUGCGCGAGCAUUUGGAUGCUGGGCGGUUCUCCUGGAUCCCCUGGAGGCUGUGUUCAUCUGCAUCAGAUGAGGAGCAAUUCCUUGAGCGUCGUCGGCCUCGGACAGAUGCAAAAUUGCUGACUCGCCUCUUGCAAGAGGGUCAGCCUGAGGAGGAAUGCAUUGCGUCAAUCCCGCAGUCCGGUCCAGUGGAGCCAAUUGUGCGCCGCUUCUGGGACCUCCUUAUGUACGCCAUUGCACUCAAUGACGGGGCUCAUCUUCUGCAUCUCAGAAAAGCUGCCGAGAAGUUUCUCAGCAUUGCAUUGGCUACGCCCUCGGAUCGCAACAUGCGCCCUCCAUCACUCCAGGAGAUCGUGGAGGCGGACCGUGCUCUCUGGCUGGGGGUCGCUUCCAUUCAAGCGGACCAGGGCUGGUCACUUACCGAUGCUUUGGCGGAGAUGAUUUUUGCUCGUCCGGAUGUCUACAGUGCUUUGGCCAAGGCUAAGGCUACAUCCAAGAAGGACGCUGCCCCCAAGGUACUUGCAUCUCGCCUCCUUAGUGAUGCAUCGGAUUGCAUGAAUGCCUGUGCACCCAACAUCGUGCUCCCCCUCACCUCUUUCACUGGGGGUGAGCUGCAUGUCUCCAAGGUCGGUGCCCCCACUGCUGACCACGUUCCGCUGGCGACGCAGUUCGUGGACCUUCCGGUGGCGUCUGGCCCGGUCUCGUUCAACGCCAGGGAUUGCCCUCACGAGGUGUUGCCCUCCAAGGGGCUGCGUGUUGUCGUUGCGGCCUACACUUUGCAAGCUGCACUGCAUCUUGACUCACAUCCCGCGCUUCGGGCUUCCUUGACUGCGCUUGCAUUCCCUCUGCCACCUGUGGACUUCGUGUACUCUCCAGAGGAUUUGGCUCCGCGCGCGCUUCCGCUGUCGCCUAGCCAACGGGAACGGGCUCUGCUUCCAUCGCCUAUGGCUGCGGUCGGGUCCUCGGCACCUUCUGCAUCCGCUUCUGCCACUGCCCAGCCCUGCGAUGGCCGCUCGCUUUUCUUGGACUUGUUUGCGGGGGCUCGUGCGCCAGUCACCUCGGCCAUUCAAUCUCUUCGGUGUGACUGUUUUCCUCCAGUGGACUUGAUCAUCGAUGCAUCCCGCGACAUCUUGGACGAUGCAUUCUUCGAUCUGCUUUGCCGCAUUGCUGAUUCGGGUUUGGUCGGCGCCGCUCUUGCGGCUCCUGUUUGCUCCAAGCAUAGCAUCUUGCGGCUACGUCCUGGUGGCCCGAAGCCUUUGCGCGACUUUGAGCAUCCCACCGGACGUCCGGAUCUGAAUUGGGACGACUCCACGCAACUCCAGGAGAGUGCAUUGCUACACGACCGCACACGACUUUUGCUCUCCCGUGUCAGUGCCGCUGGAGGUUUGAUCAUUCUGGAGAACCCUGCUUCUUCUCUUACAUUUCACGAUCCGCUCAUGAUGAGCUGGAUCGAGUCCGAGGCCCCCUUUUGCGCGCAGGCGGCUUCGUGUAUGGUUGGUGCAUCCUUCUCCAAAUCUUGGAUGUUCGUUUCCAAUCAGCCCUGCAUCUUAGAUUUGGCUUGCAUUUGCACGCAUGCGCCCGGCACUCAUGCGUCCUUUGUGGGCAAACGUGAUGGAGCGGGUUUUCUCAGUCGGCGCACCGCUGAGUAUCCCGAUACACUGGCAUCAUCGCUGGCGCGUUUGUGUGCUCCAUUUCUGACCGACUUGGGCACUUGCAGCGACUUCUCCCGCUGGCGUGCAUUGCUUCCGUUGGAUCCAGAUUGGAUCAUGCAUCCCUGCAGGGUCGAGGACGGUGGUGGCGCCACCAGCACUGCAUGUUGGCUUCGGCCUCCCUCUGAUGACGUGUUGCACGACCUUCGACAUCGGUGGUCCCACCGGCUUUUCGACACAGGUCUCUGCAUGCGCAUCGCCGCACAUCUCCAGCUUGCACCGAAAGAACCUCCUCUUUCCGAUGCUGAGGUUGCUCCAUUCCUGCAGGACAUCUUCAACGUUUUUCAGGUCCCGCCGACUUCCCAGGAGGAUCUUCUCUUCAUCGCACCUGGUCAACCUCUGCGCUUGCGUCUCCUGAAGUUCCUGCUUUCUCAGCUUCAGGACUCGGAGGUUUCCCUUUGCGACCAGUUGGAGUCUGGUGUCUCUCUGGGAGUUGGCUCUGCAUUGGAGCCCUCGCAGCACUGGCCUGUGCGUGAUGCGGAGCAUGUUAUGCCUGCGUUGCAUAUUUGCGAAGGUGCCUGGCAGUCCGCUGAGAGCCACCCUGACAUUGUUCAGGCUUUGCUCGAGGAAGAAUUGCAGGAGGAGUGGAUCUCCGAGUAUGCAUCGCUUGAUUCUAUUCAGUCUGAGUUUCCGCAGGUUGCAUUAG
Symbiodinium necroappetens is the source of this 4339-nucleotide messenger RNA. Lineage: Eukaryota; Dinophyceae; Suessiales; Symbiodiniaceae. The record is from the annotation of a GenBank genome assembly.